AUGCAUAACAGCGGGACGGGGAUCAGGAAGAUCCCGCCAUUUAUGAAGGAGCUGGAGGAGGCGUACAACAUAUGCCACUGUGGAACGAACGUGAUUGAAAAGUGCUUCUUCGCCAAGGAGGUGAAGAGGAGCAUAAACAAGAGGGAACUUCACAUGUACCAGUUGUGCAUCAUCCAUUACCAACUUAGCAACAGAGAUAAAAUUUAUAAAAUAUCAUGCAUCGAAGAUGAUCUAGACAUACGGAAUAGCUUCUAUGAUGGGGAGUUAAAAAUGUACAUGUCAAAAGACGGUACUGUAGGAUGCCUAUUUUGUAAUGAUGAGAAAAAAAGGAAAAUCCAUUUAUUUAAAAAUGAAAGAAACAACGGAAAGUUCUUCUUCACUUGUAUGAACAGUGUACCGAUAGAUACAGACCUACAUAAGCGGUUCUUCAUGCACGAAUCAUUCUGUUCUUUCAACAUGAGCAACACCCUCAUGAUUUACAGUGCCGAAAGUGAUGACAUGAAGUACAAAAGAGAGAAUAGCUUUAUGCAAAAAAAAGAUUUAGAAAUUUUAAAGAAAAUUAACAACCAUAUUUAUACCGAUACAUUUGGAGAGCAGUUCGACUACUCCUUUUUCAAUUUAUUUGUUUACAAUAUGAUGGACAAUACGGUCAAGUACAUAACUGUGAAGGAUGUGUCUGGGUGUUAUUACAAUCCACAGUUUAUUGACGACACUUCUUUUGUGUGUCUCUCUUAUCGAACCCUUCCCUACCGACUGGGUAUAUAUGCCUUUAAUGUGAGACCGAAUGAUUUGUAUCUAUGCACGCUGAACGACUCGGAUAUAGAACCUUGUGACAGGAGGGAUGGGAGAAGGGGGGAAAUUGCCGGUGCUGCAGGAACUGGCCAAGCGUGUGAACGCAACCGUAAGAAUCACAUUCGAUGCGCCUAUGCCAAAUUGUCCGGAAAAAAUUUCAAACAUACAGCUUCACCACUUGUAAUUAGGCAUGACGAUUCUUGUGUGUUCGUGGCGUGCUUGGUCUUUUUUGGUAAAAAUGAGGAAUCCAAACAACACUUGAUGGAGUACAGCUUGGUCCUGAUAAAGCUGGUGAAGGAGGACGGCAAGGCGAGGGCGAAGAGAAAUCGUGGGAACGCCCCACAGGGGGAGAAGCAGGAUAUGCAGGAGGUACAGGAAAUGCACGUGGGGGGUGGCUAUUACUCCAGUGGCGAGGAUAGUGAUGGGACAAACGAGCAGGAGGAGGCGGACCAUUCUACAAGUAUAGCCACAGUAGAGGGGGGGAGGUGCACCCACCCUGUUAGCGGUACCACUCCCAUGCACCAAGAUGAUGUAUGCAAUUACAAGAAGGUGGAGACGGAGGUGAUCAUCCGAGAGGGUACUUAUACUUCGUUCUUCCGCGGGUUAUAUACCAAUGAGAUAAAGGGAUGUUGUUACCCAUACCUCUUCCUAAACACAAUUUUUUAUUGCAGAAAGAUUUCCAUCGCUGUUCACAUGUUCACGAAAAAGGUAUAUCGUAUUUUAAUAGAUAAUAUUUACAACCAAAAUGACAUUAGCACAAGUAUCGAAAUUAUGUGUAUGAAGGAAGACAACCUGUUGGUGAGCAUCCGAAAUAUGCUUCUGAAUCACGUGUUGGUGUACUGCCUAUUCAGUGAAGCGAACAUAACUGGAGAUUACGUAUACCUCACUAAGAUGCGAAGUUACAACUUAGAUUUUACAACAUACGAAACGGUUAAGAAAAAGCAGACGAGUAUAAUUUAUGCCAAUGUGAAUGAUCUAUCAGAGAAGCUUUUUAUGUUAUUGAGUCAAAUGGAAACAGCACUUUUUAAUGAGAAGCAUCCCUACAUUAGGAGAAAAAGUGCCAGCUUUAACAUGCUAUACGAGAGUGAGUUAGAAUUUCAAUACGAUGUGGAGAAGAAGGGACUACAUCUACCAAACUUUAAUCUGUUCAACGGAAAAAAUAAAAGGAACCUUAUUUUAUAUAUCCAUGGUGGACCCUACUCUACUUGCCUCAAUGAGUACAGAAAUAUCUUCAUUUUUUUUGCAGCGUGUGGAUUUGAUGUGUUAUGCAUUAACUACAUUGGAACUUUAGGAUUUUCUGAAAAACCAAAUAUUCUAAAUGGGCACGUAAAUUCUAUCGAAAUUGAAGAUAUCAUAGAUGCUUUCAAAAAUUUCUAUAAUUAUUUUGGUGACUAUGAGAACGUCUACCUGUAUGGUGGAUCCUACGGUGGCUUCGCCUCGUGUGCAAUUUUAACCAAGUGCAACUUAUUUAAAAGUUGCUGCGUUAUUAAUGGGGUAUAUGAUUGGAUACUUUCCGCUCAUUCUAGUGAUGUCCCUGAUUAUUUCUUAAACCUAUGUCUAAACAAGCCGGCAGAAUAUGAUUGCUUCUACAGUAAGGAUGACUAUGGCAGUAUGUACGAGAUAUCUCCCUUGCACUUUGUGCAGAAUAUUUCUACGCCCAUUUUGAUUGUUGCGUCUAAGGAUGACUUGCGAGUCUCCCACCAUAAUAGUCUCACCCUGUACAAGCGCCUGCUUGCGCUUAAGAAGAAGACCAAGCUGUUCCUGUUCGACGACUGCACCCACUCCAUCAAGAACAUAGCUUUCGACGAGACCCUCCUCAUUAAUGUCAUCCUCUGGUUUUACGACUACGAUAGUAAGAAGAAGCGAUAA
Plasmodium knowlesi strain H is the source of this 2661-nucleotide messenger RNA. RefSeq names its product peptidase, putative. The coding region runs from base 1 to 2661 and encodes 886 amino acids. The record is from RefSeq and is a predicted model, not a curated record. Gene Ontology annotation, biological process: proteolysis. The transcript has a single exon. NCBI's taxonomy places the organism in Eukaryota, Apicomplexa, Aconoidasida, Haemosporida, Plasmodiidae. Gene Ontology annotation, molecular function: serine-type endopeptidase activity.